AUGCUUCCAUCAUCCUGGUGCAGGGAGAAGCUCCGGGACUGUGGCGGGCUGCGGGAGGUGGAGGUGACCGCGUGCCUGGUGUGGAAGGACUGGCCCCACCGCGUCCACCCCCACAGCCUUGUGGGGAAAGACUGCACCGACGGCGUCUGCAGGGUGCGGCUCCGGCCUCAUGUCAGCCCCCGGCACAGUUUUAACAACCUCGGUAUCCAGUGCGUGCGGAAGAAAGAGAUUGAGGCUGCCAUUGAGCGCAAGAUUCAACUGGGCAUUGACCCCUACAGUGCCGGGUCCCUAAAGAACCACCAGGAAGUGGACAUGAAUGUCGUGAGGAUCUGCUUUCAGGCCUCGUAUCAGGACCAGCAGGGACAGAUGCGCCGGAUGGACCCUGUGCUCUCCGAGCCCGUCUAUGACAAGAAGUCCACAAACACGUCAGAGCUGCGGAUCUGCCGGAUCAACAAGGAGAGCGGGCCGUGCACGGGGGGCGAGGAGCUCUACCUGCUGUGCGACAAGGUGCAGAAAGAGGACAUAUCAGUGGUGUUCAGCACGGCCUCCUGGGAAGGUCGGGCCGACUUCUCCCAGGCCGACGUGCACCGCCAGAUUGCCAUCGUGUUCAAGACGCCACCCUACGAGGACCUGGAGAUUGUUGAGCCCGUGACAGUUAACGUCUUCCUGCAGAGGCUCACUGACGGGGUCUGCAGCGAGCCACUGCCCUUCACGUACCUGCCUCGGGACCAUGACAGCUAUGGUGUGGACAAGAAGCGGAAACGGGGGCUGCCCGAUGUCCUUGGGGAGCUGAACAGCUCUGAUCCUCACGGCAUUGAGAGCAAACGGCGGAAGAAAAAGCCGGUCUUCCUGGACCACUUCCUGCCCAACCACAGCUCAGGCCCGUUUCUCCCGCCAUCGGCCCUGCUGCCGGACCCAGAUUUCUUCCCUGGCACCGUGACCCUGCCCGGCCUGGAGCCCCCCGGCGGGCCGGACCUCAUGGACGACGGCUUUGCCUACGACCCCACGGCCCCCACGCUCUUCACCAUGCUGGACCUGCUGCCCCUGGCACCGCCACUCGCCAGCGCUGUCACGGGCAGCGGGGGUCCCGGGGCCGCGGUCGGGGAGUCCCCUGGCCCUGAGCCGCUGACUCUGGACUCUUACCAGGCCCCGGGCCCUGGGGACGGAGGCACCGCCAGCCUCGUGGGCAGCAACAUGUUCCCCAACCAGUACCGCGAGGCCGCCUUUGGGGGCGGCCUCCUGUCCCCGGGGCCUGAAGCCACGUAGCCCCCGCGGUGCCGGAGGGGGCACUGGGUGGGGAGGGGGGUGGAGGGGCCGUGCGAUCCCAACCAGGAUGUCCAGCACUCCCAAUCCCCUUGGGCCGCCUUUGGGGUAGUCUUCCGACCUUCUCAUGCUUCCGAAUCGGACAUCUUCAGCGCUGGGGAGGAGCUCCGUAGCACGAGUUCCCCUCUUGAGCCCAUUUUACAAAUGCGAAAACUGAGUCUGGAGAGGACUAGAGGCUUGGCUCCCGAGCACUGGCCUGUUAAAGCUGCCUCGGCUCCCACGUGUGGGGACACCUCCAGGCGGAUUCUGAAAAGAUUGUACAGGAGGGAGGAGGGGGCAGAUCCUCAGCCCUCCCUCCCCAAACUUGAGGGUGGGGGGGUAGGUUGUUUGUCAGUCUUCCCAAUAAAGAUGAAUUUUUGAUCCUUGG
Carlito syrichta (Philippine tarsier) is the source of this 1690-nucleotide messenger RNA. RefSeq names its product RELB proto-oncogene, NF-kB subunit (gene RELB). The transcript has 9 exons. Gene Ontology annotation, molecular function: DNA-binding transcription factor activity, RNA polymerase II-specific; RNA polymerase II cis-regulatory region sequence-specific DNA binding. The record is from RefSeq and is a predicted model, not a curated record. The coding region runs from base 1 to 1266 and encodes 421 amino acids. Gene Ontology annotation, cellular component: cytoplasm. Gene Ontology annotation, biological process: innate immune response; canonical NF-kappaB signal transduction; inflammatory response. Lineage: Eukaryota; Metazoa; Chordata; Mammalia; Primates; Tarsiidae.